Messenger RNA from Nymphalis io (European peacock), 616 nucleotides. RefSeq names its product NADH dehydrogenase [ubiquinone] 1 alpha subcomplex assembly factor 2-like. Bases 105 to 542 code for a protein of 145 amino acids. The record is from RefSeq and is a predicted model, not a curated record. Gene Ontology annotation, biological process: mitochondrial respiratory chain complex I assembly. Lineage: Eukaryota; Metazoa; Arthropoda; Insecta; Lepidoptera; Nymphalidae. The transcript has 3 exons. Gene Ontology annotation, cellular component: membrane.
AGUAUAAAUCGAUGAAAUGAAAAUAAUAUAAUGAUGAAUGGAUUUUUUAAUUGUAAUUUGCAACAGACAUAUUUCUAUCAUUAACUUUAGUUUUUCUUUUAGCAAUGGGUGAACAUAGACACGUUUGGAGAAUAGUUAUCAGAAAUUUUAUAAAUUCCCUUAAACCAAGGCAAAUCCAAGGAAAGAAUAUAGGGAAGGAUUAUAUUGGAAAUGUAUAUUAUGAAAUCCCUGCAGAUCCAAGUAAAGGAAAGAGGAAGCCUUCACGUUGGUAUGACCCACCGAAGGGCUUAGAUUUUCAAGACCCAUUACCUGCGGAGUGGGAAGCAUGGCUAAGAAUGAGAAGAAUGGAGCCACCUACAGAAGAAGAAAUAGCCAAGAAUCUUGCCAUUGCAGAAAUGAAAAAGAUAAAUGCUGCAAAGAUUGAAAAACAAAGGUUGCUAGAUGGCGGUUCUCUACCAGAACCAGUAGAAAAAGGUCAAGAGUCAUUUCCAUCUUAUUCAGAAUAUACUCCAGGGGAUCCAACUAACAAAUAUAGAAAUUGAAACAUGAACAUAAAAUGUAGUAUUUAUUUAUUGUAAAUAGUUAUUACUAAUAAAAUAUAAUUAGUUUUAAAAUA